This is a messenger RNA of Rotaria sp. Silwood1, 687 nucleotides long. The record is from the annotation of a GenBank genome assembly. Lineage: Eukaryota; Metazoa; Rotifera; Eurotatoria; Philodinida; Philodinidae.
AUGGGUCGCAAUACUACCGAUGUUGACGACGAUAAAAAUGACAAAUCAUCAGAAAAACAAGCAGCAAAUGAAUCCGAAUCAGAUUCCGAUUCAGAUCUUGAUGAAGAAGAAUAUAUUGUUGAAAGAAUUGUUAAAAUGCGUACAACAAAAAAAGGCAAAGUUCAAUAUUUUCUAAAAUGGAAAGGUUUUCCUGAAAAUGAAAAUACAUGGGAACCUGCAGAAAACCUUGAAUGUCCUGAAUUAAUAGCAGCCUUCAUGGCUGAACAAAAAGAAAAACAACAAGCAUCAGCAUCAAAAAGUGAUGAUACUUCAUGUCCCAAACGAUCUCGUAGUACUAGUAGUAACAAUAAUAAUAAUCAUAAUCACAAUAAUUCCGAUGGUGAUAAGACUCAUAAUAAUAAUAAUAAUAACAAUACUUCUCAAACUAAACGACCUCGUAUUGAAUUUGAUCAAACUGGUUAUGGUCGUGGUCUUGUGCCAGAUAUGUUAUUAGGUGCAACAGAUAUAUACGAUGGAGAAUUAAUGUUCUUAGUAAAAUGGCAAGGAGUAAAUAAAGCCGAGCUUGUUCCAUCACGUAUUGUGAAUAAACAAUCUCCACAACUUGUGAUAAAAUUUUAUGAAGAACGAUUAACAUGGAAUUCAACAAAUACUAGUAAUAAUAAUUCAAAUAAUAAUAAAAAAGCUUAA